Thunnus maccoyii (southern bluefin tuna) is the source of this 4136-nucleotide messenger RNA. RefSeq names its product retinoic acid receptor alpha-B-like. Gene Ontology annotation, biological process: retinoic acid receptor signaling pathway; cellular response to corticotropin-releasing hormone stimulus; regulation of transcription by RNA polymerase II. The coding region runs from base 1010 to 2476 and encodes 488 amino acids. NCBI's taxonomy places the organism in Eukaryota, Metazoa, Chordata, Actinopteri, Scombriformes, Scombridae. Gene Ontology annotation, molecular function: nuclear receptor activity; nuclear glucocorticoid receptor binding; RNA polymerase II cis-regulatory region sequence-specific DNA binding. The transcript is spliced from 9 exons. Gene Ontology annotation, cellular component: nucleus; transcription regulator complex. The record is from RefSeq and is a predicted model, not a curated record.
GAGAGAGAGAGAGAGAGGCCGCCGGGUACAGACCGGAGGUUACCACAGGACACUGUUGCCUGUAUCGCUGCUGGACCCUCAACAACUAGCAACAAGAGGCGCACAAACCCCGACUGUCUCGGAUUCUCCUCGACGUACCUCACCGCCGGCAAUUUUACCUGAUAUUAUUCUGAUAUUCUGCUACUUGGACACAGAGCGGCAACUUCAGAGUCAUAUGACAGCGCGUAUUCAGCAUUAAUGUGUCGGGACUGUAUGUUUUUCUGUUGUGGACGCUUGGACUCUGUGAACCGGAGCGACCGGAGCAGCGCGUUUUCACCGACUGGACCCCUUUACUUUUCGGUGUGAGACACAUUCAUUUACGGCAUGCACGGGUUUAACGACAAACACUGCUGGUUGUCAUAUUAAGGAAUAGACUGUCUACAAAAUGUACUGUUCGCCUGGCUGGCUACAAGGAACAGCUAGCGAUAGAAACAGUUUAGCUACUCUGUAAACGCAGAGGAAAGGCUGGUAACGAUACCGACGUAAAACCUGUACAGAACAGAGGAGACGCCACAUGUGUGUCGGAGUAGUAAUGUAACGCCACACUGUUUCCUUUUUGUGGUUGUUCUCUUUUUACAAUUUGUGCUACAAAGUAACGAGGGCUCGAACUCCUUCAGUACAACAGUUAAGUUUGUGGCACUUGUAGCAUUGUGACUGAAAAAAAAGACGGCAAAGAAGACGACAACGUGUAUUUUGUCAUCUAAACUAGCUCCGUUCGUGCUAAACGACAUAACGGAAGGCAAAGUUUGACAGCAAGCUGUGCUGCUCCAAGGGCUGAAAGGUCACAGCGACCGGUCAUCCCUCGUUCUCUCUCCUCCUCCUCCUCCUCCUCCUCCUCUUCCCAUCAGUCUGUUAUGAAGAUGUGAACUCUUCCCUCCCUCCCCUUCCUCUUUCUCUCUUCGCCGUCCAGGACGCUUUGAUCUUUUUUUUUCUCUGUUUGGUACAAAGAGAUCAAACGCGCCUCCCGGGGAUGUACGAAAGCGUGGAUGUUGUGGGUUUGAGCCCCAGCCCCAGCAGCCCCAGCCCCGGCUCUUUUCUGAGCAUGGACUACUACCACAGACCCCCGGGGCUCGGGCCGGAGAAGGGACUCCUGUCCGGUGUAGGAGGACUCCAGCGGCCGUUCGGAGGGUCCUUGGUGACCGGCAGGCACUGGAGCGGAUCCAGCCACUCAAUAGAGACUGAGAGCACGAGUUCGGGGGAGGACCUGCUGGUCCCCAGCCCCCCCUCACCACCACCUCCACCCCGUGUCUACAAGCCCUGCUUUGUAUGUCAGGACAAAUCUUCAGGAUACCACUAUGGAGUCAGCGCCUGCGAGGGCUGCAAGGGUUUCUUUCGGAGGAGCAUCCAGAAGAACAUGGUGUACACAUGUCACCGAGACAAAGUCUGUGUCAUAAACAAAGUGACGAGGAACAGGUGUCAGUCCUGUCGACUGCAGAAAUGCCUCGACGUCGGCAUGUCCAAGGAGUUGGUGCGUAACGACAGAACGAAGAAGAAGAAGGAAGAGAAGAGGCAGGUGGAGGCAGAGGUCUACGUCCUGUCAGCAGACACAGAGCAGAUGAUUGAGCGUGUUCGCCGAGCGCAUCAGGACACCUUUCCCUCCCUCUGUCAGCUGGGAAAAUACACCACGAACAACAGCGCAGAGCAUCGUGUGGCUCUGGAUGUUAGUCUUUGGGACAAGUUCAGUGAACUCUCCACCAAAUGCAUCAUUAAGACAGUGGAGUUUGCCAAACAGCUGCCCGGCUUCACGACAUUAACCAUCGCUGAUCAGAUCACCCUGCUCAAAGCCGCCUGCCUCGACAUACUGAUUCUGAGGAUCUGUACUCGCUACACCCCAGACCAGGACACCAUGACCUUCUCAGACGGUUUGACUCUGAACCGCACCCAGAUGCACAAUGCCGGGUUCGGGCCGCUCACGGAUCUGGUGUUCUCCUUCGCCAACCAGCUUCUCCCACUGGAGAUGGAUGAUGCAGAGACAGGAUUACUCAGCGCCAUCUGCCUGCUUUGUGGAGACCGUCAGGAUCUGGAGGAGUCAGAGAAAGUGGAUGUUCUUCAGGAACCAAUGCUCGAAGCCUUGAAGAUCUAUGUGAGGAGAAGGAGACCUGAGAAACCCUGUAUGUUCCCCAAGAUACUGAUGAAGAUUACUGACCUCAGGAGCAUCAGUGUGAAGGGAGCAGAGCGAGUGAUCACACUGAAAAUGGAGAUUCCCGGCUCCAUGCCUCCUCUCAUCCAGGAGAUGCUGGAGAACUCUGAGGGACUGGAGGGGCACGGAGCCGGGGGAGGGAAAGGAGGAGGAAAAGGAAGAGGAGGAGGAGGAGGAAGCAAAGAAGAGGAUGAAGCAGUGCCAGGAAGCUGUCAUCCAUAUCCGUCCCCCAAAUCUGUUCCCUCUCCCAGCCCGAGCCCCGUGCCCUGCUCUCCCUCUCCCUCCCCUUCCACCUGAAGCUCUCACUCACUCAGCACCUCUGCUCCACACAGCACCACCCGGUGGGCACGAUGUGGUACUGCAAGAAAACCAUCCACACAGCAGACUGACAGAGAAUGAAAGCAGAAAAAAACUGCACCUAAAUAACAGAUAAUCUGGAGGACAAACAGAACAGUAGUGUGACUCAUCUCUGGAGUCUGAAUGUCUGAAUCCAUAAACUCUCUGGGUUGAUUUUACUGGUAACAUGUGGAUGUCCACAACAUCAAUUAAACCGUAUGCAUGCCAGGAGGAAGGCUAAAUAUCUUUAUACAAGUGCUGCAGAUAGGAUGUGUGACGAUGAAUGAGAGCAGGUAGCUUAAACCGUGCUGCUCAUUGUUGACAUGUCAUGGUUUUAUACAUUAAAUGCAAAAAAACGUGAUUUCACAUUUUUUAAAAAUCUUUUUAUAAUGCCUAAAAGGUUAAUUAUAUGCAGAAUCUGGCUUUAUUUUUGUCAAACAUAAAGUUAUCAGUGACAUUACCCCACUUUGUUUAGUUAUUUUAGACAAAUUUUGUUUGUUUGUGACAAAAACCCGCCGUAUAUGGACAGAAGAGUCCAGUGAUAUUUAGCUGUACCUACCUGUGUCUUACUGGUCAGAAUCCCAUUGACCUCUCAGUAACAAGACUAGAAAGCUCAGUCCGGGGGAGGUUUACAAUCUGACCUGCAAAGUGUGUGAAGCGAAAUGAAGGAUCACGUUGACAGAUUGAAGGUUGAUGAUUCCUCUUGUACAUUUCUUCCCUUAUGAAAAGUCAUGUAUAGUAUGCUAAAUCAUUAUGUGUAAUAUAUUGUAUAUAAAAAAGGCUGUGAAAUAAGUUGUUGGACUGAGACGGGCUGAUAGAAGAAGUUAUUUUCCUAAAUGUACAUGUGUAUAUACUGUAUUUCCCUUUUGCAGCUGACCCUGUAAAGACUUCAUCCCCAACCCCCCCUCCCCCCCCACACACACACACACACACCGCCUUCUCCUUUCUUUCCCCUCACAGACACAUCAGGGAAAAAUAAUAAUCCUUCACUCCAUUUUCAUUACCUGGAAUCAAUCACAGAAAUGUAAACGUUAAUUGGAGAUUUUUUUAUAGCUUAAAGUAAAUGUAUUUCUCUGUGUAUCACUUUGUAAGAAUAGAUGUAGUUGAGUCAUUUUGAGAUGCAGCUCCAGCAACUCAAACAACCUCAACAAACUGUGAAACAUAGCAAAUUAUUCAUUUCAAAGUAAUGCAUUGUCUGCCUAUUGGUGGACAAUUUCAACCAAAGCAAACUGUGAUUCCAGGAGUGCAAACACCCCUCACUGGGUGUUCUCAUCUGGUAACAACCCCCCACCCCCCAUAUGUGUCACUAGAGCCUGCAGAUUUACUCUAUGGUUUAAUGAAGAUAAUGUGGAAAUCUCUUGAGCUUCAUCAGUGACGACAGCUGCUGCCAAAACGUGUCUCAAAAUGUUCAAGCUGUAUUUUGUUUUUACAGUCUACACCACUUACUGUCAUAGUCUGUUUACACAGUGCCACUGCCUCACUACAACAUCUCUACUGUCAGGUACAAUCUUGCAACUCCAAUUUCAGUGUUGUCUUCUUUAAUGUAUGGCAAGGUUUAAACUCAUUGGAAAGUAUAAAAAAAAAUACAGGGAAUUCAAUAAAGAAGUAUGAUUUUCUUCUU